AUGUCCGUGAUUGAUACAUCGAAGGAUCUCUGCGCUCUGUUCUCAACCCAGGUUGCACGCACUCCAAAUGCCGUUGCCCUGGAGGAUGAGGCAGAGACUUACACUUACAAACAGCUAGCUCACAAAGUCGAUGAGCUAGCAGAACGACUCAGGAAGCACCACAUAAAGCGAGACAGUCUGGUUGGCGUUCUUCUCCCGCGGAGUGCCGAUUAUGUCAUCGCUUGUCUGGCCAGUCUGCAAGCCGGUGGAGCAUUCCUGGUUCUGGAGCUCGCUUACCCGCCGGACUUGCUUGUGGACGUGCUUGAAGAUGCCACCCCGGCAGUGAUAAUCACCAACAGCUCAGCCACUGGCAAGAUCAAGGACGGCACACCGACUAUUGUUCUUGAUGAGGCAAGAGAUCAGCCAAAUGGCCUUUCAAAUGGUGACCGAGCGACCAAUGGCGACCACGACACGAAUGGCACUCAGAACGAGAACGGCUACACAAAUGGCCACACGACUGGAGUUGGCACAGACGAGAAUGAUCUCGAGAGGCUAGCCUUUGUGGCGUACUCUUCCGGGACCACGGGAAAGCCAAAAGGCAUAGCGAAUCCCCAUCGUGCAGCUGUACUUUCCUACGAUCUCAGAUUCCGCGUCUCAGACUCUCAGCCCGGCGACCGCGUGGCUUGCAAUGUCUUCUUCGUCUGGGAGAUCCUUCGCCCACUCUUGAGAGGUGCGACUGUGAUCGCAGUCCCCGACGAAGUGAGCUAUGAUCCCGUAGCUCUGGUAGAUCUGCUUGCAACAAAGAAGACCACGGAGACCCUCAUGACGCCGACUCUGCUUGCUGCUGUGCUUGCUCGAUUUCCAGACAUUGAAUCGCGGCUGGCGGACCUCAGAACGCUGUGGCUCAACGGAGAAGUCGUGACUGCCGAUCUGGCGCGCAGAGCAUCAAAAGCGCUGCCGAAGGUGCGACUUCUCAAUGUGUACAGCGCUUGCGAGACGCACGAAAUCGCUUGCGGAGAUGUCAGGGAAUUGCUGGACGAUGAGGCCACCUACUGCCCAGUCGGGAGACCACUUGAGCCGGAAUAUGUACAUGUGCUCGACGAGGAAGGGAACGAAGUGGAAGCCGGCACAAGUGGCGAGUUAUACGUUGGCGGCGACCUUCUGGCACGAGGCUACCUGAACCGACCAGAGGUGACUGCUAGUGCGUUUCUGCCUGACCGAUUCAACGAAAAGGAUCCGGAAGCGCGGCUAUACCGCACCGGGGAUCUCGCAAUUUUGCACUCCUCUGGCGUACUCGAGAUCACGGGACGAACUGGCAGUAUGAUCAAGCUUCGCGGCUAUUCUGUCGUCCCUGCCAAGGUCGAAGAUACCAUUACGAAGCACCUCAGCGUGAGACACUGUGCUGUGGUCUCUCACGGAGACGGCUUAGACCGCCAGUUGGUCGUAUACUUCGUUCGAGAUGACGAGAUCUCUGGCAGACCACAAGUAGAGACCGACGACCAUGGACACAGCCCAAGCGCGAGGAAAGUGGUGUCAGACUACUUGGCUCAGUACAUGAUUCCCACUCUUUGGGUGGAAAUGGAUGAGCUUCCUACAAACAGUGUGUCUGGCAAGGUAGACCUGAAGAGUCUCCCGCCACCGCCCAUGCCAUCAACCACAAACGGAACGAGCACACCGGAAGAUCCCAUCAGACUCAACGACAUUGCUGAAGUAUGGGCGGCCACGCUUGGCAUCAGCCAGGCAACGCUAAAGCCAGAGCACAGCUUUUUCGACCUAGGUGGCCACAGUCUGUCGCUCGCCGCAUUAGCAUCCAAGCUCUCUCGACGCUUCGGUAUCAGAGUACCAGUCGGACGACUUGCUGAGCCAGCUGACCUCCAAAGUCACCUUCUCACCGUGCGCGAAGUCCGAGACGGUACCAUUGCAGCUGUACAAUCAGAUCUGCCUGCGGCACUGCGCAAAGACUCGUCGUUAGACCGUGAUAUUGAGCCGAAUGGUGCCAAGAUCUGUGCACUCAAAGAUGCGAAGACGAUUCUCCUCACUGGUGCCACGGGCUUCUUGGGCGCUUUCCUGCUGAACGAGCUUCUGGAGGGGACAUCUGCGCAAAUCACCUGUCUUGUACGCUCGCAGGAGCCCUCGGAUGAAGAUAAGCCAGGCUGCACCGCUAGGCUUCGCAAGAAUCUGAUCGAUCUUGGUCUUUGGAGGGACUCGAUUAUGGAGCGUGUUGAGAUUAUUCCUGGAGAUCUGCCUCGCAAGCGCCUUGGUCUUUCCACGGAUGUGUUUGCAGACCUGGCUGGGCGUGUCCAGGUCAUCGUGCAUGCCGCAGCGCAAGUCAACCUCGUCUAUCCAUACGCCGCACUCCGAGGCAGCAACGUCGACGGCACUCGCGAGAUCCUCCGACUCGCAUGCCUUGGCGGCGCGACGGUACAGUACGUCUCCACCAACGGUGUUCUGCCGCCCUCAGAAUCGGGCCACGGCUGGCCUGAAGAUUCGAUGCUCUACGUCGAUGCCGUUCCAGAGAAAAUUCCAGAUGGCUACGGCCAAACAAAGUGGGCAGCAGAGCAACUCGUCCUCGAGGCUGGACGUCGUGGUCUCCCUGUUAGAAUCCUGCGCGCAGGCACGAUCAGCGGUCACAGCUCGAGUGGCUCAGCUAACGCCUGGGAUCUUCUCACUGCUCUCUUCGUGGAAUCGAUUCAUCUCGGCUUCUACCCAGACGUUCCAGGUUGGAGAGCGGAAAUGACACCAGUCGAUUUCGUCAGCAAGGCCAUUGUCCAUCUUGGCAACCAGACCCACGCAAAGCAACUCGUCUUCCACCUCGGCGACCCAGACCCAGUCGAGACCAAGACUGUCUUCCAGCACUUCACCGAACUAGGCUACCCUACCGAGCCCCUUGCCUUUGAUGAGUGGGUCCAACUCUGGCACGACCGCCGCGGCACAGCCAAAGGAGGCGAUGGCGCCUUCACAAUUGACAUCCUCCGCUCCGGCAUGCCUUCCGUAAACUUCCUCCGCGACAUCGUCGUCCUAAACAACGCCCAAACCCGCCCCUUCCGCGCCAUCGUCGAGAGACCCAAGGUCGACGGCGUCCUCCUCGAAACCUACGCCCGCCACUGGUUCGCGCGAGGCUGGAUGAACAAACCACCCUCACGACACACCGCCCUAGGCGGCUCCGCUUUGUCAGUGAAACGAAGCAUCCUCUCCGGCCGCGUCGCUGUCAUCACCGGCGCAUCCUCUGGCAUCGGCGCAGCAGUGGCAGUAGCCCUCGCGCAAGAAGGCUGCCACCUCGUCCUCGCCGCCCGCCGCACCGAUGCCCUCGAAUCUCUCAAGCGCCGCCUCGUAGUGCGUGAGGGCAAGGUAAUAACAAAACGCACCGACGUCACCUCCAAAGCCGACGUCGACGACCUCUUCGCAACUACAGUCCGCGAGCUAGGACCUGUCGACAUUCUCGUAAGUUGUGCUGGCGUCAUGUACUUCACCACCAUGGCCGCCGCCCACACGGACGAAUGGAACACAACCGUCGACGUAAACUGCAAAGGCCUCCUACACUGCCUCGCCGCCACCGUGCCCGCCAUGCUAGCCCGCUACACCACGCACUCCAUCCCGUCCCACAUCAUCGCCAUCUCCUCGGACGCAGGGCGCAAAGUGUUCCCAGGUUUGGGGGUCUACAGUGCCUCCAAGUUCUUCGUGGAAGCGACCCUGCAGGCGCUGAGGCUGGAGACGGCUGGUAAGGGGUUGAGGGUGACGGGCGUCCAGCCGGGGAAUACGCAGACGGAUUUGUUGGGAAUGUCAAGUGAUCAGGAGGCGGUGAAGGCUUAUGGGAUGCCGAGUGGGGCGAAGAUUUUGGAGCCGGCGGAUGUGGCGGGCGCGAUUGUGUUUGCGUUGAAGCAGCCGGAGCAUGUCGCGGUUAAUGAGGUGUUGAUUGAGCCAAGGGAUGAGCCGAUUUGA
This is a messenger RNA of Fulvia fulva, 3918 nucleotides long. Its product is annotated as Linear gramicidin synthase subunit D. The transcript has a single exon. The record is from RefSeq and is a predicted model, not a curated record. Lineage: Eukaryota; Fungi; Ascomycota; Dothideomycetes; Mycosphaerellales; Mycosphaerellaceae. Gene Ontology annotation, molecular function: phosphopantetheine binding. Bases 1 to 3918 code for a protein of 1305 amino acids.